AUGUCACCCAGCCCAGCCCUGCUCCUGCUGCUGCUCUGGGCCACCAGCCCUCCCGCCCGCGCCGGCGCCCCAGUGCCCACCUGCCUCCACUUCUCCGAGAUCCUGCCUGCAAAGCUCAAAGAGCUGAGGAUCAAGUUCGAGGAAAUUAAGGAUUAUUUUCAAUCCAAGGAUGACGAGCUCAGCAUCCAACUGCUCAGCUCUGAACUGCUGGAGGAGUUUAAGGGGAGCUUAGGCUGCCAGUCGGUGUCGGAGAUGAUGCGGUUCUACAUGGAGGAGGUGCUGCCCAGCGCCAUGAAGACCAGCACGUCCCACCAGCAGAGCAUGGGAGACCUGGGCAACCUGCUGCUGAGCCUGAAGGCGAGCAUGAGGCGCUGUCACAGAUUCUUCACGUGUGAGAAGAGGAGCAAAACAGUCAAGCAGAUCAAGGAGACAUUUGAUAAGAUGAAUGAGAACGGAAUCUACAAAGCCAUGGGAGAGUUUGACAUCUUCAUCAACUACAUGGAGGAGUACCUGCUGAUGAAGAGAAAGAAGUGA
Chaetura pelagica (chimney swift) is the source of this 534-nucleotide messenger RNA. RefSeq names its product interleukin 10 (gene IL10). The record is from RefSeq and is a predicted model, not a curated record. The transcript is spliced from 5 exons. Gene Ontology annotation, biological process: immune response. NCBI's taxonomy places the organism in Eukaryota, Metazoa, Chordata, Aves, Apodiformes, Apodidae. Gene Ontology annotation, molecular function: cytokine activity. Gene Ontology annotation, cellular component: extracellular region. The coding region runs from base 1 to 534 and encodes 177 amino acids.